GGGGGGUGUGUACUGUCACUGUUUGAGCUUCUGUUACGUAAAGCCGCUUGAUGCUGUGACCACCAGGCAGAGGAGCUUCAAGAUUUGCCCUUCCAGACCUAUUGGCAGACUGCGGGCCGAAGAUCAAGCAGUGUUUCCAUAGGAAGGAUUUUAAAGCGCAAAGAUGGCGGCUUCCUUGCUGAGGAUAGGGCGACUUGGCUCUCUCAAGUGCGUGCAUGCGGAGAGCUGGGGCUCUUUGAGGAGAGCUCCUGCAGCUGUUGCCUUAUGCACGAAUGCUGGUGGUCCCAAGAAGCCCAAGAAGAGCAGUUCAGAGAAAAAGUCCCAGGGCAAAACAUACUUCGAUAUAGAGAAGCUUGUCCCACACAGAACAUAUGUGGAAUUUCCCAGGAAAGACGUGACACCAGCAGCUGCUGCCGCAGCAGAACUUGCUGCCACCCUCAAACCUUUUGAAGCAGUUGCCGCAGAGCCAAUUGUCGCCGCCACUGAAGCUGUAGCAGCUCCCGCUGCAGUUGUAGAAACCGUUGCCCUCUCAGGUGAAGCAGUUGCUGAAGCCGCUGCACCGACUCCAGCCGCUGCUCUGGCAGCUGAAGCUGCCCCCAUUGUUGAAGCCAUUGCAGUUGAAGCCAUUGCAGUUGAAGCCAUUGCAGCCGAAGCCAUUGCAGCCGAAGCCACUCCCGUUGUUGCUGCUGAAGCUGCCCCCGCUGUUGAAGCCAUUGCAGCUGAAGCUGCCCCCGUUGUUGCAGUUGAAGCCAUUGCAGCCGAAGCCACUCCCGAUGUUGCUGCUGAAGUUGCCCCCGCUGUUGAAGCCAUUGCAGUUGAAGCCAUUGCACCUGAAGCUGCCCCCGUUGUUGCAGCUGAAGCCGUUGCAGUUGAAGCCACCCCUGCCUUUGAAACUGCUGCUGCAGCCGACGCUGCCACACCCGCUGUUGAAACUGCCACUGAAGACGCACCCGCUGUCGAAGCCAUUGCACCCGCUGAAGCCGUUGCACCAGCAGCUGAAGCCCCAGUAGAGGUUGCCCAUGCAGAAGCUGCCCCUGUUGAAGCUGCGGCUGAAGCUCAUGUUGAAGCCGUAGCAGAGAUUCCAGUAGAAGCUGACCCAGUUGAAGCUGCUGCAGAAGAUGUGGCUGAAGCUGCCCCCGUUGAAGCUGCAGCCCAUGUUGAAACCGUAGCAGAGGCUCCAGUAGAAGCUGACCCAGUUGAAGCUGCUGCAGAAGAUGUGGCUGAAGCUGCCCCUGCUGAAGCUGCAGCCGAAGCCCCUGUUGUAGCUGAGCUUGUGGCUGAAGCUACUGCUGAGGUUGUGGCUGAAGCUACUGCUGAGGUUGUGGCUGAAGCUACUGCAGAGGUUGUGGCUGAAGCUACUGCAGAGCUUGUGGCUGAAGCUACUGCAGAGGUUGUAGCUGGAGCUGCCCCCAUUGACGCUGCCACUGAGGAGCUGGUAGACACCUCCCCUGUAGUGGCGGAGGCUGCAGGAGAGGAGCUGAUUGCAGAGGCCCCGUCUGAUGCAGUACCGAUUGAGGCUUCUGAGGCUCAACUGGACCCCAUCCAGAAGCUAUUCCUGCAUUCGAUCCGCGAGUAUUCCUCAAAGAGCGCGGCUAGUGGUGGUUUGGUAGAUGCAGGCCCUGCAUAUGAGAAGAACUUGGCAGAAGAGCUGACUAAACUCCAGAGGCUGUAUGGCGGUGGUGACCUCACAGCUUUUCCAGAGUUCAAGUUCCCAGAGCCCAAGUUGGAGGAAGUUGCCCCCAAGUAAACAUCACCAGUCAACUUUUCUGUUGUCUUUUCCUGUCAAUCUGUUCUUUGAAGCGGACAUCUAGUAAUAAAUUACGUAGGCUACUAUAUCUAAUCAAGGCUAAAAUAAUGUUCAUUCAUUUUGUUUGUGGGGUAUACAGCUGUUUCCGUGUAUCUAGAAAUGUUCUUGCAAAUUAGUCUGUAUUAGACGUACGUGUUGGAGGACAAGCUGAUGCUGCACUUUGAGCUGUGAAAUAUGCUUUUGCAUAGGAUGAAGAUCCAGAAAUGUUUUAAGUUGGAUAAGGGAAAAAUAAACUCUGAUCCAUAUUGUUUUA
Messenger RNA from Oncorhynchus keta (chum salmon), 2060 nucleotides. Its product is annotated as calphotin-like. The coding region runs from base 164 to 1747 and encodes 527 amino acids. NCBI's taxonomy places the organism in Eukaryota, Metazoa, Chordata, Actinopteri, Salmoniformes, Salmonidae. The transcript has 7 exons. Gene Ontology annotation, molecular function: proton transmembrane transporter activity. Gene Ontology annotation, biological process: proton motive force-driven ATP synthesis. The record is from RefSeq and is a predicted model, not a curated record.